Messenger RNA from Oenanthe melanoleuca, 2899 nucleotides. RefSeq names its product erlin-2. Gene Ontology annotation, molecular function: ubiquitin protein ligase binding; cholesterol binding. NCBI's taxonomy places the organism in Eukaryota, Metazoa, Chordata, Aves, Passeriformes, Muscicapidae. Gene Ontology annotation, cellular component: endoplasmic reticulum; endoplasmic reticulum membrane. Gene Ontology annotation, biological process: SREBP signaling pathway. The record is from RefSeq and is a predicted model, not a curated record. Bases 215 to 997 code for a protein of 260 amino acids. The transcript has 9 exons.
GGCUGUGCCGGUGCCGGCACUGGCGGCUCUCGGCCGGUCCCGCGGAGCCCCAGCGGGGCGGGUGCAGCUCCUGCUGGUGCAGGUGGCAGAGCCGUGCCUGCAGGGUCGGUGCCGGGGAAAUCCCUCUCUUAAGCCUCUUUCCUUCAAUCCCCUCCAGACCACGCUGCAGACGGACGAGGUGAAAAAUGUCCCGUGUGGCACCAGUGGGGGAGUGAUGAUUUAUUUCGACAGGAUCGAGGUGGUGAAUUUCCUCAUCCAGAGCGCGGUGUACGACAUCGUCAAGAACUACACGGCUGACUAUGACAAGGCUCUCAUCUUCAACAAGAUCCACCACGAGCUGAACCAGUUCUGCAGUGUGCACACGCUGCAGGAGGUUUACAUCGAGCUCUUUGAUCAAAUUGAUGAAAACCUGAAACUGGCCUUGCAGCAAGAUCUAACCACGAUGGCCCCUGGAUUAAUUAUACAGGCAGUUCGGGUGACAAAGCCAAACAUCCCAGAAACAAUCCGGAGGAAUUACGAGCUCAUGGAGAGUGAGAAGACAAAGCUGCUGAUUGCAGCACAGAAGCAGAAGGUGGUGGAGAAGGAGGCAGAGACAGAGAGGAAGAAAGCCCUGAUCGAGGCAGAAAAGAUUGCACAAGUUGCUGAAAUAACUUAUGGACAGAAAGUGAUGGAAAAGGAAACAGAGAAGCGAAUUUCAGAGAUUGAAGAUGCUGCAUUUCUUGCACGGGAGAAGGCAAGAGCUGAUGCUGAGUGCUACACUGCAAUGAAGGUGGCCGAGGCCAACAAGCUCAAGUUAACCCCCGAGUACCUGCAGCUGAUGAAGUACAAGGCCAUUGCAGCCAACAGCAAGAUCUACUUUGGCAAAGAUAUUCCCAACAUGUUCAUGGACUCUGCAGGGAGCCAGAGCAAAUCUGCAGAGGGACUGGCAGAAGGAAUCCAGGAGGAGGACGGGGCAGGAGCCAGCGAGGACACAAAACUACUUCAUAACAUCAACUGAAAAGAAAGAUUUCUAUUCAUUUUGUAUCAAAAAAUCAUGAACUGGGAAAUUCCUUUUCAUUUUCCCCCUUUCCUGUGCUGAAAGAGAUGAAUCAGAUUUAAUCCUUUCAAUCUUUUGUAUGACAAUUAGACACAAGGACUUUGGUAUUUAUGGGGUGGGUUUGCUGGUAAUUUCUAAGCUCCAGGUGUGUUCUGUAGCUGCACCUCCCCAGCUCUUGGUCACACAGACCAAGGAUUUGGGAGAGGCUGUCAGGGCUAUCAGCUGGGUGGGAACCUAAUUUGGAAUUGGGUUGGUUCAUAGUUGCAGGUAAAGAAAUGCUGAGAUUUUGGAGGGAGGGGAAUUGCUGCUACAACUUGUUUUGGGUUUUUUUCCUAUUGAAAAUUCCAAGUACUUUAUUUCAAUCCCCUCUGAAAAUAAGGUGCUAGAUUUUGUACACUACAGGUGGCUGCUGAGGUGAGCCCUGAGGGACAGAGCCUCAGCUGGAGUCCUGCAGGUUCCCACUCACAGGGAGAUCAAAGCCUUAGACCAGGUCACACAGGGAGUGACCCAAGCUCCUCAUUUUCUAUGUCCUAACUCUGCUUUAUUUUCCAUUUGUCAUAUUUUGUAGGGCACAGGAGAGUUUUCUCAGCAGUUCAGCUGCUGGGGGAGGGCGUGGGCAGCGUCCUGGAGUGCAGAGCUAGGUGGGAUUUUCAGUGAAAUGAUGGAAAUUGUCAUAGAAAACUAGGGAGGAAAGAAUUUUUGUCUCAGGGACCCUGACUUUACAAAAGGCCUUGCUGGGGAGGAGCUGCUGGAGUGACCAGACAGUUUUUCAGCUUGUCAUCUGCUCUGUGGGAGCAAUUCUGUCUAGUGUCUGACUAGAAAAAGGACCUUCAGGUGAGCUGAAGUCAGCAGAAUUCAGCUCCUGUGGGAUUGGGGCUGAAUGGAGCUGGUGGAAGGAGGAUUUCCUACUGGCCAAGGACAAACCAGGAUCCUGGAAGGUCAGGGGGCAGAGAAAAGCAGCUCUUCCUGAAUAGCCAAAGAUAGACUCCCCUUUUUCUCUCAGAUCAAUGUACCAGAAUGUACCUUCUCCUCCAGAGAGCUGAUCAGUUCCUCAGUUCCACAUGCAAGGAGGGAACAGGGCUUUGUUCUCCACACAUGCAAAAUUUGAGGAUAAAAGUUCAGGCCUAGAGAGAACAUUGUUUUUUUCCCCCUACUUAUUCCAUCUGCAUUUGGCAGCAAAGCCUGGUGAUUAAUUGCUGAUAUAAUUUGAGACCAGAAUCCUGUUCUGAGAUGAUGCCAGUGCUCGUUGGCAGAGUCCAGCCUGCUGCAUUCACAGGCUCAUGCCCAAAUUCUUGCUCCCAGCAGCCCUGGUCUCACCCUUCAGUGUUCAAACCAUCAACCUGUGUUACUCUGAGAGAGCUCAGAUGAAUCUCAGCUGCUGGCUCCAGGGUUUUUACAGCAGUUCUCUCUUCCCUGUUGAUGCUUGAAAAUGCAAAAUAGAAAUUAAGCAUCAGUUUCUGCUGGAGAAAAGUCCCAUCCUCUUUGUGUUUCUUGGAAAAUAGGAGCUAAGGGAAGUCCCAUCUCCAGGCCUACAUCAGACCCACAGUAGUCAACAGCAUGCCCAGGGAGGCUGUGGUAUUCCUGACUUAUAAAUAGGUCUGUGCAGGCAGAUUUGAACAGGGAGUAGCAGAAGUUUAGCUGUGAGGAUGAGCUCAUUUGAGAUUGUUCUACCUUCCUGCUCGAGGUUUCCAUCAGCAGCUAACACCUCAUUUUACACAAGUGUUUUUCACUAAUGACAGGACCCAAUUAAGCCAAAGUGGUAUUAUAAAGGCUUUUUUUAUGUGUGAUUUCACAGCAAGACAAUAGCUUGGAAUAAAGAGCUCUUAAUGAUUUUUUUUUUUAAUCAACACCCUGACUGUUAAA